GCUGCCCGCGGUGGGCGGGGGCUUGAUGCGAAAACUAUAAGGUCAUUUGAAUUACGACAACGCGAGGGCUUCAUCAAGCAACAAUGAAGCUAGAAAACAUCGCGCAUCGGCAUAAUGGACGAAUGAUGCUCGCCGGGUCAAAGUCGACACGCUCAGCCAGGCCAAUCGGAACGGAGGCGCUGUGCUAUUAACAAGAGGGAGGAAGAUCCCCGGUGCGCGUAUUCGUUUCCGUGCGUCUCAAGCGGCCGUGCGCGAGGCGGAGGAGGAGACCAGCAGCAGGCUGGCCUGUAAGCCGAUCAAGAAGCUUCGCGUCUGGGAUUUCUUUUUUUUUUGGCAUAUUACACGCUGUGACCGGGCCAGGAUGCUGCGUUUAGCGUGUUGCACAGCCCUGCUGUUUGUCUUGAGGCUGCUGAUUGGCCUGCCCUGGUUCCAAGUCCUGCCAGCCAUCCUCAUCUUCUACCUGGGUAGCGGAGGAUGGCGCUUCCUGCGGAUUUUCGUCAAAACAAUCGGCAGAGACUUGCACGCGGCAGUGGUGCUGCUGCGGGUCAAGAUGAACGUCAAACGCCACUUACGGCAGAACAACACUAUCCCCGCCAUCUUCGCCGAGACGGUGCGUCGUCACGCCGACAAAACGGCGCUGAUCUUCGAAGGCACCGGCGAGACGUGGACCUUCCGACAAUUAGACGAGUACUCCAACCGAGUGGGCAACCUGCUGCUCCAACGCGGCUUUCAAGAGGGCGACGUGGUGGCCGUUUUCAUGGAGAACAGGUCCCAGUAUGUGGGACUGUGGCUUGGCAUGGCCAAGAUUGGAGUGGAGGCCGCCCUCAUCAACUUUAAUUUGAGACUCGAGGCCUUGGUGCACUGCGUAACCAUUUCCAAAGCCAAAGCGGUGGUGUUUGGAUCUGAGCUGACUGAUGCUGUGUCCGAGGUUCACGUUUCAAUGGGGAAGACGGUGCAGAUGUUUUGCGCCGGAGAUUGGGACCCCAAACGGGUACCUCAGGGUACCGAGUGCCUCGAGCCGCUGCUGGCCGCUGCCCCGUCGCACCUGCCCAGUCGACCACAACGCUGCUUCACAGAUCGCCUCUUCUACAUCUACACGUCAGGAACCACCGGGAUGCCUAAAGCGGCCAUUGUUGUGCACAGCAGGUAUUACCGCAUGGCCGCUCUGGUGUAUUACGGUUUCAGGAUGACGCCGGAUGACGUCUUGUACGACUGCCUUCCACUCUACCACUCUGCAGGUAACAUUGUGGGGGUGGGCCAGUGUAUAAUCCAUGGCAUGAGUGUCGUCAUCAGAAAGAAGUUCUCUGCCUCCCGUUUCUGGGACGACUGCGCUAAGUACAACUGCACUAUUGUUCAGUACAUAGGUGAGAUUUGCCGCUACCUGCUCAACCAGCCGAUACGCGACAUGGAAAAACGGCACUGUGUGCGCAUGGCGCUCGGGAACGGCCUGCGUCAGUCCAUAUGGGAGGAAUUCAUGACGCGAUUCAACAUUCCGCAGAUAGCCGAAUUCUAUGGUGCAACUGAGUGCAACUGCAGCUUAGGAAACUUUGACAACAAGGUGGGAGCGUGCGGCUUCAACAGUCAAAUUCUACCCUUCAUCUACCCCAUCCGACUCGUAAGGGUAGAUGAAGAGACUAUGGAGCUCAUCCGAGGGCCCGACGGUGUCUGCAUUCCCUGUAAACCCGGCGAGCCUGGUCAAUUGGUGGGCAGGAUCAUUCAGAAUGACCCUCUCCGCAGGUUCGACGGUUAUGUCAAUCAAUCGGCAACCAGCAAGAAGAUUGCUCAGAGUGUCUUCAAGAAGGGAGACAGUGCUUAUUUAUCCGGCGACGUGCUGAUCAUGGAUGAGUGCGGCCACAUGUACUUCAAGGACAGGACGGGAGACACGUUUCGCUGGAAAGGAGAGAACGUCUCCACCACCGAGGUGGAAGGGACACUCAGCAGGCUGCUUGACAUGAAAGAUGUUGUGGUCUAUGGGGUGGAAGUACCUGGUGCAGAAGGGAAGGCUGGGAUGGCCGCCAUCGCCGAUCCAAAUCACUCCUCUGACCUGGAAAAGUUUGUGAAGGAUCUGGACAAGGCUCUUCCUCCAUAUGCCAGGCCGGUCUUCCUCCGCUUUCUCCCAGAAGUCAACAAAACUGGAACGUUUAAAUUCCAGAAAACGGAUCUUCGACGAGAAGGCUUUGACCCUAAAGCGGUGUCAGACAGACUGUACUUCCUGGAUUCCAGCAGAGGGCGCUAUGUGCUGCUGGAUGAGGAGUUGUACCGCUCCAUACUUUCAGGGAAACAUAAAUUGUGAUAACGGAGCUUGCCUCGACAUCUCCCAACGUGUAUGUAUGCACACGCUCACACGCAAACGGAUUCAAAAAUGAAGAUUUGUGAUCAAGAUGGAAAAUUCCAGCAACUGAAAUAGCCACAUCCCCGGAGCCCCAUUUUGGAUUGCUACAACACACACAGCAGUGCUCUCCCUUCAUCCCCUGCUGAAGUCUCCCUAGCGACCCCUUUGGCUACCUCAGUUAUAACACAUACAUGAAGCCAGUAACCAGAUAUAUCUGGUAGCUUGAAACCAACCACAUUGAGUCUGUUUUUGCUGGACCGCCCAAAAAAAAAAAAAAACAGGACACACAUGCACAAACACACACUUGAAGGAUGCUGAGAGGGAUUGUGACAUCAGAGAAGUCGUCUGUCUUCUUUUUUUUUUUUUUUUGUCUUUUGACUUGCAAAAAGGCUCCAAGUGAGCUUCGUCAACUUUGGCUGACACCGGACGACAUGUGGAAAAGGCAUCAAGUGUUGUGGAGCGCAAUACUCGGAAAACACCCCGCAGGAGCUGAUGUGAUUCAAAGCGUUUUAGUCAAAUAAGUUGCACCAAAUAUUUUCUUUGUUUACAUAUUUAAUGGGAAUGUAAGUUAUUUAUGUUCGCCAUAGCCAUCAAAAAUGUCAUUUUUGUUUGACAACAUCUCUCAAGCUUUAUUUGUAUGCAGUUGUGCUGCAGAAAGUACAUUUUUUGUGAGGUUUGUUUUGUGACUCCAAAGGCGUAAUGCAAACACACUGAAACAAAAUCGUGACGUAAUGAAUUUAUAGUAUCGUUUGAAUUACAAUGAAUAAAGUUGCAAUAUAACUAGUACAUGUGUCAAAAUUACAACAAUUCUCAUUAUGGCUUUUAACAUUACGACUUAAUCUGUUCUUGCAACAUCCCAACUAAGUUCUAGGAACAAUGUGAUCUUGUUCUAGUAACAUUGCAACUUAUUUCUUGUAAUUUCACGACAAUUUACGAUAAUUAGUUUCAUUCUUGUAAAGGUACAACUCAAUUUUCAGAACCAUGCGACUUUUCCGGUCACAUUACAAUUAAUUUCUCUGAAGGUUAUGACGUUGUAACAUUCCAAAGCAUUUUUUGUGACAUUACAUUUUGUCCCCCACCCCUUGUUUUGUUUUUUUUGUUUUUUUUUUUAGUGUGGCCCAAAUACUCCUUUGUGCAUAACUGACUCUGGCAACGUAACGCUAUGCGGCUUUGUUCAGUUAGACAGCACUUUUUGUGUGUCUGUGUUUGAAGGAAACACAUUUUUAAUGAACAAGAUCCAAAGACGGUUCGAGUAGGAAAAAACUGGGAAAGUCCAAAAUGUCUUUAUUGUAUUUUUUUUUUGCAGUGUCUGUCAUCAGCGGUUGUAAAGGCAUGAAUGCGCAUCGUCAAGCAGUGCCUUACUUGUGAUUCGCAGGCCCUGACCCACUGGCAUCCAGAAAGUACAAAAUAUGAAGUGUGGUUCUCAGGGUCGCUUUUUUUUUUUUUUUUUAAUUCAGCAUCUGUCUCCAAAUGUUUUGUCCCUUUUUCUUCUUCAGGUGCACCCACCAAAACGUCCGGUCCAACUGGCUAAAUGAUCAAAUCCUUCAUGUUUAUGUUUGUAGCUCUGUUUCAUUCCUUGCUCCGUCCAGCAAACAUUUUUCCUUUUUACAUUCUUGCAACCAUAAAAAAAGAGAAGAAUGCAAACUGGAGUGGUUUCUUGUCAUGCACUUUGAGACGUGUGACAAGAAACCAAACUGCGUUUACCCAUCAGCUGAGUUUUUUUUUUUUUUUUGUCUGCUCCACUUCCUACUGGUAAUAAUAAAAAUGUAAAAAGACGGUGAUGGAUAGCAACGUUUAUCUCAUGGGAGCACUUGAGGGCUGUAAAUGAUGCUUCCAAGGGUCAACUUUGACCCAUGAAGGGGGCGCGUGACUCAAUAGCCUUACAGGAGCAGCACACUAAAAUGUAUGGUUUCCAUUUUCACAUUUUUUUAUGAUUUUAAAUUAUUAUUUCUGAGAAACUAUUAAUUAUAUUUUGAUCUGUCAAUGUUUGUGUAUUUUUCAUGUCGUCUUUGUGUGAAAUUUUUGAUUUGUGUGAUUAUUUUUUCACUGUUGGGAAGGGUUCAUGCCUAAGUGGAAGACAAUCUGCUGCAAACAUAUAUGUGUAAGAUUUCUGAAAUGGUCUCAUUUUAAGCUAAAUAGUUUUUGGAAAUUCUGUGUUGGAAUUUGACUGAAGGUGUCAUGCAGUAAAAGGGAAUGCAUGUUUUGAUUUUGAGACUUGUAGGAUAAAAAGGGGUGCUGCGUUCACAAAAAUAUCAAAUUACAGUACACUUAAUAGCCCCUUGUCACAUUCUAGUUGAAAUCACACUGGUCAUGCAAAUUGUGAGUAUUUUUGUUGUUUUCAUUUUGUUUUGUUUCAAUGAUGAGCAAUCGUUUUAGUGUUAUCGAAGGCUUGUGGAGGAGAUGUGCACUCGAGAGACCAACCUAUUAGUAUACAAACAAUUUAAAAAGUAUUUUCUUUUUCUUGUGUUGCACUGUGAUUCCAUGAGUAAAUACGAACACAUCUAAUGAUUAUAAUUUAUAGGAAAUGUCCCUCUACUGGCUUUUGAUUGGCCUUUUUAAAUGAUCGGAAUCAUCUGUAAUAUAUAUUCACCGUUUGUGUUCAUCAUCCAACACACAAUUUAAAAUUGAAAAGUGAUUUAAUACAAUCUGCGAAACUUCAGUACAAACAUUUUGAAGAACUACUGUACUGUAUAACAUGUUUAUGUAGCACUCUUGUCUCUCUACCCCAAUCAACACGUCCCAACCUUAUUCUUGCACUUUUUAUUUUUCCCCCAUUAAUGACAUGAAGCGAUGCUAGAGAAAGGAAAAAAAAAUUGUACAUGAGUGCUUUAAAGCUUUUUUGUUUAUUUUGUUUUGAGAUAUGAUGUCCCUGCACAGGUGGCAGCUCUCAGCUCACGCUGUGUGUGUGGAAUAUAAAAGGUGCGUGAAGUGUGCUGUGUGUCUGCGACACACACAUCGAUGUCCUCUUAUCCACCAUAUUGUUGCAUAUGUGACUUUCAAGCAAAUGAGAAAGGCUGUUGUGAAAAAUGAAAGAUCGUGAAUAAAACCAUGCAAAUUCUU
Messenger RNA from Syngnathus acus (greater pipefish), 5392 nucleotides. It is a transcript of the gene slc27a4, whose product is annotated as solute carrier family 27 member 4. Lineage: Eukaryota; Metazoa; Chordata; Actinopteri; Syngnathiformes; Syngnathidae. Gene Ontology annotation, biological process: very long-chain fatty acid catabolic process; medium-chain fatty acid transport; response to nutrient. The transcript has 14 exons. Gene Ontology annotation, cellular component: plasma membrane; endoplasmic reticulum membrane; microvillus. The record is from RefSeq and is a predicted model, not a curated record. The coding region runs from base 362 to 2293 and encodes 643 amino acids. Gene Ontology annotation, molecular function: long-chain fatty acid transmembrane transporter activity; long-chain fatty acid-CoA ligase activity.